AUGCGCGAUGAGCUUACACUUAUAUCAUUAUCUCGAGUCAGACCGUUUGCUCCAUACUUCCCACGCAACUGCCAACGAUCCAACAACACUCAGGACUCAGCAUCGCUCUCUCUCUAUCCCUCAGGAAUCAUGGUCCGCGUGAGAUUUAGUGCGGCUCCGGAAAUGUCGUACGUUACCAAACUCUACGAUUACGCCGCGAUCGUGAGUAUUACGUUGUUCAAGGUCUCCGAAGUUCCCUGUACAAUCAACGGGGUGGAAAAUCCACAUGCUACAAUUCCUGGCACUACGUCUAAGACGAAGAAGGUUGCCAUGGUCGACCCAAGCUGA
Messenger RNA from Aspergillus puulaauensis, 327 nucleotides. RefSeq lists its product as uncharacterized. The transcript has a single exon. The record is from RefSeq and is a predicted model, not a curated record. NCBI's taxonomy places the organism in Eukaryota, Fungi, Ascomycota, Eurotiomycetes, Eurotiales, Aspergillaceae. Bases 1 to 327 code for a protein of 108 amino acids.